AGGUCGUCCUCGACGUUGGGCUCGUGGCCGCGAUCGUAAAGGUGAGCCAUGCUUGACAGGGCCGCGCUCGGCCAGAAGAAGCGCCUGGACCUGCUGCUGGCCUGCCACGCCUCCCUGGCGGCCGUCAGCGGCUCUCUCGCGACCCUCUUCCCGCACGUGUUCGGCUUCUUCUUCGGCGAGCAGUGGCACGGCUCAUUCCGCUUCAACCCCGACGACGGUCAGGUCAAGAUAACCCACGUGGUAAUCCGGCUGUACGGCUCACUCAUCCUUGGGCAGGCUUUUGUCGCGUGGGCGGUCCGGCAAUCGGCCGAUGGGCAUCUGCGGAGGGGCAUCGUCCGAGCCUACUGCCUGGUAUUCACCCUGACCAUGCUGGUGCUUCUUCGAUCCCACUUCACGGACGAACAUUGGCACUGGUUCAAUUUGGCAAACAUCAUCUUGUUCGCAGGGUUGGCGGCCUUUUAUGGUUGGUUCUGCUACUUCAGUCCGCCGCCCGUGUUUGAGGGCCUGGACAAAGCAGUGAGCUAGCACAGGCACGGCACAGGCACGGCUUCUGCGCCCCGGCCGGCCAUUUGAUGCUCGCCCGAGCCAGGCAGUCUUGAGUAUGAGAGCCGCGAGGUCGCGCCAGUCACUUGCUUCGCUGAGGUCUCUGCUGGCAAUCAUCGCAUAUGACUACCUUCUGACAAAAGGGAUGUCGCCACGGGCCCCAAGAGCAGCAUGCGAGGCUCGGGCCCUCCGCUGUCCGUGCGGGAAUGCAUGAGCAUCGGCCGCGGCAACUCCGCAUGCGGGCAGUGGCGUGGGCAGGUGGCUCAGUUUGACCUGCAAUGGAUUCGCAUGGUUGUUUCAAUGCUUUGACCCUGGCCUCAUGCCACGUUCCUCGAACAAGGGACAGCUCUGGAAGCUCCGAGGGGUCGAGCGACAGUAACAAAUCACCCUCAAGGGAGAGUCUUUCCCUCCAAGGAGUGGUUGCACUUGAGGGUUCUUAUUUCUCUUGUUCAGGUAGUGGCAAAGGCUUGCCUGCCGGUUUGGGAGCG
Messenger RNA from Prorocentrum cordatum, 1031 nucleotides. The record is from the annotation of a GenBank genome assembly. Lineage: Eukaryota; Dinophyceae; Prorocentrales; Prorocentraceae.